Lathyrus sativus (Indian pea) is the source of this 645-nucleotide messenger RNA. NCBI's taxonomy places the organism in Eukaryota, Viridiplantae, Streptophyta, Magnoliopsida, Fabales, Fabaceae. The record is from the annotation of a GenBank genome assembly.
AUGACUCUUCCACUACUUUUCUUCACACUAUCUCUUCUUUUGGGCCAAUCCAUUUCUGACCCUGACCCACUUCAAGAUUAUUGCAUUGCAGAUAACAAAAACACAUUUUUCACAAAUGGGCUACCAUGCAUUGACCCAAAACAAGCCACAUCAUCUCAUUUUGCAACAUCUUCACUAUCAAAGCCCGGUAACACAACAAACAUGUUCGGUUUUAGUGUCACGCCGACAAGCCCAAUUAACCUACCUGGGCUCAACACAUUGGGCCUUACAUUAGUCCGUGUCGAUAUAGCGGGUAAUGGAAUCGUACCACCGCAUUCUCACCCGCGGGCCUCGGAAGUUACCACGUGUUUAAAAGGGCUUUUACUCGUGGGCUUUGUUGAUACGUCGAACCGGGCUUUUACGCAGAAUUUAAGCCCGGGUGAGUCGUUUGUUUUUCCGAAAGGACUUGUGCAUUUUUUGUAUAACCGUGACUCUAAGGAACCAGCAAUAGCAAUUUCUGGGCUUAAUAGCCAAAACCCAGGUGCACAAAUUGCUUCAAUUGCAACAUUUGCUAGUACACCUUUUAUUCCUAAUGAAAUACUUAAGAAGGCUUUUCAAAUUAGUGGUCAAGAAGUUGAAAUUAUUAGGAAGAAACUUGGUGGUUGA